Sapajus apella (tufted capuchin) is the source of this 1967-nucleotide messenger RNA. RefSeq names its product trafficking protein particle complex 3 like (gene TRAPPC3L). The transcript has 4 exons. Gene Ontology annotation, biological process: intra-Golgi vesicle-mediated transport; endoplasmic reticulum to Golgi vesicle-mediated transport. Gene Ontology annotation, cellular component: cis-Golgi network membrane; cytosol; TRAPP complex. The record is from RefSeq and is a predicted model, not a curated record. Bases 1 to 621 code for a protein of 206 amino acids. Lineage: Eukaryota; Metazoa; Chordata; Mammalia; Primates; Cebidae.
AUGAUCUCUAAGGCUACUUACAACCAGAUUUUGUUAAAAAAAAAAAAAAAAGAAAGAAAUACAGUAGUAUACUGUCGUAACUUGCCUAUAACAAGAAACUACCCCUUUUUUUUCCAGAAUAAAGAUCUCUUUGUCCUUACCUAUGGAGCUCUGGUUGCCCAGCUGUGUAAGGAUUAUGAGAAAGAUGAAGAUGUGAAUCAAUAUUUAGAUAAAAUGGGUUAUGGCAUUGGAACGCGGCUUGUGGAAGACUUUUUGGCUCGAUCCUGCGUGGGAAGAUGCCAUAGUUAUUCAGAAAUUACAGACAUAAUUGCCCAGGUUGCUUUCAAGAUGUACCUGGGAAUUACACCAAGUGUGACCUGUAACAAUUCAAGCAGAAAUGAAUUUUCCCUGAUUCUAGACAAGAAUCCUCUGGUGGAGUUUGUGGAAGAGCUCCCUGCUGGGCGAUCUUCUCUGUGCUACUGCAACUUGCUCUGUGGGAUUAUCAGAGGUGCCUUGGAAAUGGUUCAUUUGACUGCUGAUGUUACAUUCUUGCAAGACAGACUAAAAGGUGACAGUGUAACAGAAAUAGGAAUAAAGUUUCUAAAAAAACAAGAGGAGAAAAAAUAUAGACGGAAAAAAUGAAGAACAGCACGGAAAAUGCCACAGGGUAGCUAGUUGAGUUAAUAUUAACUAAACAGGUAUAGGCGUAGAAAUUUUGAAUUGCUUAAUAACAUGAGCUUUGAAAGGCUUAUAAAUCACCAUAAAUGUGAAAUCCAAGACAUGAGAAUUUAAAGGGCUUUUUUUCCCUUUUGCUUAUAAAUCAUACAUUUUCAGUCUCAUGUCUGCAAGAUUUCAUAUGCAAAUAACUACCUAUAAGAUAGCAAGCAGGAAUUCCACAUAUUACGCUAUCCAUCCUCAGAGAAGCUAUUCAUUCCAUUUACUUAUGGUAAUGGGGUAAAAAAGCACCACCAAUACAGUUAUGUAUUUAUCUCUUUGCUGAAAAAAAAUAAAUGAUAUAGCAUAGAGUUUACUAUAUAUACAGUAGUUUCUAGAUACUGUAUAUUGCAUUCCUUACAGAAACAGUUCCAUUUUUAACACUUUUCCAUAUUUAUAAAAAAUGAUGUGAUUUUUCUCAUAUAUUAGCUUGGCUUAUAGCUUUAGCCUCCUGAAGUUAUCCUUGGUUUGUAAUCACCAAGUUAAGCUAUUUAUUCGAUGAUGAUUUUGAAACAUUUAUAAAUAGCAUUUAAUUUUAAUUAGUUUUAAUAUAGCUGAUAUUAACCAAAUUCUUCCUUUUCUCAUAAAAUAUUGCUUGAUGGUCAGGUCAGGAAAUUUCUAAAAUAAAGAAUAAUAUUCUUUGGAAAUACUUUCUUACCCCAAAGCUUAUUAAUUUAGAAUUUCUACCAUCAUUUUUAUCUCCUAAAAAAUCUUCCAGAGAAGGUUUUCUCUGUGACCAGAACAUAUUUAAAAUUCAAAGGUACUGGGUUAAAUACACAGUAAUCUUCACCAGACCAUUGACACACAAGGGCAGCCUAUAGGCAGCCCAGAAUCUACUAGGUUCUGCAGAGAGCCCAAACUGUAAGUGCAAGUUAUAAUUAGCGUGAUACCACCCUACAGAAUUGGAGAAAAUAUUUUUAAACUACCUAUCUGACACCCUUGUGUUAUUAAUAACCAGAAAAUAUAAGGACUUCAAACAACUCCAUAGGAAAAAAAACCAAUAAAAUGGGCAAAAGAUCUGAAUAGACAUUUCUCAAAAGAAGACGUAGAAAUAGCAAACAGGUAUAUGAUAAGGUGCGCACCAUCAUUGAUCAUCAGAGAAAUGCAAAUCAAAACUAUAAUGAGAUAACAUCUCACCCUAGGUUAAUGUGGCUUUUAUCCAAAACAAGCAAUAAUGAAUACUUGCAAAGAUGUGGAGAAGAGGGAACGCUGGUACACUGUUGGUGGGAAUAUAAAUUAGUAUAACCACGAUGGAGAAUGGUUUGGAGGUCCCU